CUUGGAAUCAGAAAAACUGGAUUUAUAUUAUGAGUGUGCUUUAUUCUGUGACCAUGGAAGGGUCAUUUAAACUCUCAUAGUCUUGGACUCUGGAUAUAGAAAGGCAAAAAUCAAAGUAGCCAACCAGUUAUCAAGCAUUUAUUAAGCAUGUAUUAUGCUCCGGGCAUUGUGUUAAAUGCUGGGGAUACUAAAACAAUCCCAUCCCCUCAACUCCAUAGUUUAAUGGGGGAGACAACAUGCAACUUUGUACAAAUAGGAUGGUAAUCUGAUGGAAACUGGCAGCUAAGAAAUCCAAGUUCUGAAAAGACUAUGCCCAUUUAUGUGACUCUUGAACAUUUGUCCCAAUGUCUUUCAUAAUCUUGUGAGAGGAGAAGGUGUUAGUCCUGCUGUCAUCUUGGUCAAGUUACUAAAUCUCUCUGGGUCUCAGUUUCCCCAUUUGUAAUCUUAAGGAGGCUUCUUGUAUAAGGUAGGACUUCAGCCAAAACUUGAAGGAAGCCAGGAGGCAGAGAUAAGGCAGAGAUCGUUCCAGGCUUAGGGGCCAGCCAGUGAAAAGUGUUUUGGAGUCUAGAAAUGUAAGGUCUUGCUUAGGAACUGCGGAGGAUUGCAGAGUAUGUGGAAUUAAGUAAAACAUAAGAGGACUGGAAAGGUUCUGAAAAGCCUCCUACCUCUCCUCUUCCUCCCCAGAUAGUAAGCAAUCCAAUAUAGAUAAAUAGAUAUCAUAUUAAACAUAUUUCCACAUUAAUCAUGCUGUGAAAGAAGAAUCAGAAAAGGGAAAAACCAUGAGGAAAAAAAAUCUUUGGAAUGAAAACUAUGGAUUCCAAAAUUGCACAUUUAACAGAAUUGUCAGUCUUCAUAAGUAGAGGAAUUUUCCAUCCACAAGUGCCCCAUCAUUGAAACGACUCAUCUAGACUAAAACAAAGAAGUCUCCAGUGCUCCCCAUAUUCUAAUAAAUGCUUAUUAAAUUGUAGUGCCUGCUGUGUAGAAGGUACCAAGGGACACAGACAAAAACAAAGUACUUCUUUCCCGCAAGGAUCUUAAAUUGUAUAGGAGAAGCUUACAGCAUGUACACAAGCAAGUCAUUUCAAAGUAACACGAAGUAAUUAAGAGAUAGUGAAAGGUGCAGUGGAUAGAAACCUGGAUCUAGAGUCAGGAAGACUGAAAUUCAAAUUUGGUCUCAGAUAUUAGCUGUACCACCGUGGGCCAGUCACAUAAUCCCUGCCUGCCUUAGUUUCCUCAUUUAUAAAAAAAAAAAAAAAAAAAAAAAAAAACCUUCCAGUAUUUUUGUGAGGAUAAAUGAGAUAUUUAUAUAUUGCAAACCUUAAAGUUCUAUAGAGAAAAUGAGUGCCAGUAACUGGAAGUGAAGAGGAAGGAGAGGGCAGGAAGGGCCUCCUGUAGGAGAUGUUGCCUGGUAGUGUUUUGAAGGAAGUUAGGCAUUUGUUAGGUAAAGAUGAGAGAAUGCAUUCUGGCUAGAAAGUAUCACUUGUGCAAACACUGGGACCAGAGUGAAUGCUGGAUAUGGAGAGCAGCUGGUAAGUCAGUUUUAUGGGAACAGAAUUAGGUGAGAAUCAGAUCAUGGAAGGUUUGAAAUCUAGAAGGGCAACUUGCUCAAGAAAGAAAUUAUGAGUGGAUAGUUUUGAGCGCAAGAAGGUAUUAAAUAGAAGAAUAUUUUUUAAAGAUAUUGUUUUCAUUUUAAAAGGUGAGAAUUCUGCUAUAAAUACGUGUUACCAAAUUUCAGUUAAAUGAAUUAAAGUGGAUUUCAUGUUUUCAUGUAGUUACUAUGGUGAUAGGUGCUAUGUACAGAGGACUAUUGUGACAUAACCUGCAGAGAUUUCCCCUAGAAUUUCCUUUUACAUUGUCCACCAAGACCUGUUGAAUCUGGCAGCUCUACCCUUCCAGACAUCCAGUAGUGGCGUCCAGUCCCUUCUUUUUUAGACCAGUGUUAGUCUGUACCAUUUUAGCCAAUAAAGUCAGGACUCAGUGAAGAACAGAUCUUGUCUUUGUCUCUGAAUAACCCGGGAGUAAAAAAAGGGCUGCUGUGAAUGACAAGUGUUCCCUCUGUGCCAAGCACUGUGAAGCUUGAGAAUUCCUGUCGCAUACCUUUGCUGCUAAAAAACCUGACCAGAGGGGUAAAAGAAAACUUGAAGAGUUUCACUAAGCCAAAAUGUCAACUGAAUUGGAGACACCAUCAGAGGGAGUGGAUGAAUCUGAAAAAAGAGGCUAUGGAGAACCCGAAUGGAAAAACCAUGCAAAACAAACGGAUCUUUCUGAGCUUCUAAAGGAUGGGACCAAGGAGUCUCAUGACCGUGCUGAGAAUACCCAGUUUGUCAAAGAUUUCUUGAAAGGCCAUAUCAAGAAGGAUCUCUUCAAGCUAGCUACCACUGCACUUUAUUUCACAUACUCGGCUCUGGAAGAAGAGAUGGACCGCAACAAGAGUCACCCAGCCUUUGCUCCCUUGUAUUUCCCUACGGAGCUACACCGUAAAGAAGCACUGACCAAGGACAUGGAGUAUUUCUUUGGUGAGGACUGGAGGGAGAAAGUGAAGUGUUCGGAGGCUACUCAGCACUAUGUAGACCGGAUCCAUUAUGUGGGGCAGCACGAACCUGAGCUCCUUGUGGCCCAUGCCUACACCCGGUACAUGGGGGACCUCUCUGGGGGCCAGGUACUGAAGAAGGUGGCUCAGCGGAUACUGAAGCUGCCAAGCACAGGAGAAGGGACCCAGUUUUACCUGUUUGAGAAUAUAGACAAUGCCCAGCAGUUCAAGCAGUUUUAUCGGGCCAGGAUGAAUGCCCUGGACCUGGAUCUGAAGACCAAGGAGAAAGUUGUCGAGGAGGCUAACAGGGCCUUUGAGUACAACAUGCAGAUUUUCAAUGAACUGGAUAAGGCUGGUUCUUUGCUGGCCAAAGAAUCCCAGGAUGGAGAGCUCCUAAUACAUGAUGGAAAAGGAGAUAUCCGCAAGUGCCCGUACUAUGCUGCUCAACAAGGUAAAGGUGCCCAUGAGGGUAGUGCUUGCCCCUUCAAAAAUGUCCUGGUCGUAUUGAGGCAGCCCAACCUUCAACUCGUCCUCGCUGCUGUUGUGGCCCUGGCUUCUGGACUGAUGGCUUGGUACUUCAUGUGAAGGAGCAACCCGGGACCCUGGUAUCCUCCAGGAAUGAUCUCACUCAAUUUACCCCUAUCCCUACCCUAAUCCUGCUGACUAAACCACCUCCUCAGGUGACUUUUUUUUUUUUUUUUUUUUGGUUAAAAAAAAGCUGGGUUUGAGAAAACAACCAACCAAUAAAACCAGACACUAAAGUUAACACCCAACAGGUUGCUCUCUGCAAUAUGAUUUUGUAACCCAAAUAUUAAAGGGGGUGGGAGUGGUUUAGAGUCAUGGAUCCUCCUCAGCAAUAUAAACUCAGAGGAAGACACAAACCCAGAACUUAGCGAUACAGGAAGCACAGCUUAAAUCCAAAACCGUCUAUGCAGUUGGAGCAAUUUCCCUCAGCCUCUUGGAAUGAACUCUUCCCCUAAGGGCUCUACCUUGUACUUAAGAGUUCUCUUCUUUCCUCUCAUCUCUCAUCACUCAGGUUUGUGUUGAUCACUUUCAGUGGAUGAGAUGCUUCAUUCAAAACAAUGGUUAACAUGUAGGGUUGGAAAAGAGGGAGAGAGAAAAAGAAUAAAGCUGCUAUAUUGUGUCCACCACACCAAAAGCAGGGGGACAAAUAGCCCUGGGAGGAAAAUGGCCUGUGUUUCUGGGCUUGGGAACCAGGCUUCUACCCUAGACUGUGAGGAAGUUUCAUUUUGACUACUUCCUUCAGCAGACCAAUCCUUAUUGUCUCUUAUGAACGGAACCACAGAAGCAAAGAGUUAGGCUUCUCAUGUAACCAAUAUAAAUGCUAAAGCAUCCAAUAAAGUUUAUACUUCAAA
Molecule: messenger RNA, 3906 nt
Organism: Antechinus flavipes (yellow-footed antechinus)
Lineage: Eukaryota; Metazoa; Chordata; Mammalia; Dasyuromorphia; Dasyuridae
Gene: HMOX2
Product: heme oxygenase 2
Exons: 7
Coding region: 2162-3115 (317 amino acids)
Biological process (GO): heme catabolic process; response to oxidative stress; heme oxidation
Molecular function (GO): heme oxygenase (decyclizing) activity; heme binding
Source: RefSeq, a predicted model, not a curated record